CCCAGUUGUCAGUUUACGUAACUUCGGCACUUAUUUAAAUAGGUCUUCAAAAUCACUGAUGGAUGAACUAGCUAAAAAAGGGCAGCAUUUUUCUCAUUCUGAUCACGAGGAGGUGGUUGUACCUGAAUCAAGCCAUAGAACAAAACAUAAGCCUAAGUCUCGUCAGCUUUUUGAUUCUAUUGAAGGUGAAGGAACAAAAUUAGCCGUGAAUCAACCAAAUAAUGAUGAACCAACAUUUCUGAAGCCUCCUGUCGCGAAAAAAAGAAAGAAGACUUCAAAGAAACUUAUAACUAUUCGUUCAAGCGAUAUGGCUACUGAAAGUAUUAAGAGUGUCCCUCCGGUUGAAAUAAAACAACGUUCCAUUGAUAAAAGAAGAAGUUUAGUGGAAGAAGAGAUUAAAGAUCCAGUUGUUCAAAAAGACAAUCAAUCAAUUUCAACUUCAUCACCAAUGAAAUAUGAACAGUCAAAACAAUUUUCUAAAUCAAAAUUAUAUUAUCCAUUACCUGAGAGAAUGCAACGGUUACGUAAAAGUACAGGAUUAGGUGAAUUGUCAACAAGUCCUGAUUUAAGUUUAAGUGAUUUAAAAGGAAAUGAAAAUUGUAAUGAAAUAAAUAAUGAUGAAUUUUUCACAAAAGAAUGGUAUGAUAAUACUAAACAAAAACAUACUACUUAUGAUUUGAAUUCAAUAACAGAAUCACAUAAUUUAACAAUGGAUGAAUUACAAUCGAAAUUCUUAAAAGAUAAACAUCAUAAAAGAUUUUCAAAGAGAACACAAUCAAAUAUGGAAGAUAAUUUAACUGAGAUAAAUCAAGAAAAUCAACCACUUCUAGGAAUUGCUGAAAGAACAAAAUAUGAUCUUUUAGUAUUUGGACGGUCAUCAUAUUUAUCUAAUCAAGAAAGAAUUAAAUAUGAAUCAAAAUUUCUAUAUAAUCCAACUGAUAUAGAAGUUCCUAUUGAAUUGAAAACUGGCGGUAAAUUACCACGAUAUUUGGAAGAUGAAGGUUAUUAUAUUGGUAAACAACCAUAUGUAGCUCCAACCAAUCUACGUCGUUUAGAAAAUCGUAUUUUAAAAGAAAUUCAAAUGGAUGUAUAUGGAUUAAAAUCUUUAAAUGAUUUUCAUUCAGCUGAUAUUCAAUUAAUUAAUGGAACUUUACAAGAUCAAGAGUUAGAACAUAAAAAACGAUUGAGAAUUCAGUCAUGGUUUCGAGAAGAUGGUUCACUUGAUUUACAACCGAAUCCUUUACGAAAUAUCCCAUCAAGACCACCUUUAUGGGAUGAACAAUUUAAUCCAAUGCCUGAAAAAUUACAAACAGUUUAUGUACAUCCAAUGUCAUUUGAAAUGACACAAAAUCUUUUCAAUAUGGAAUCAAAAGGUUUAACAUCACAAAAUCUGUCAACCAAUUUAACACAAUGUAAACAUAUUGGUUUAUUCAAUAAUAAUAACGGGAAUACUGAAUAUCGUUUACAUGUGGAUAUUCGACGUGUUACAUUUGAUUUUCAUCCAUUAUUUAGUUUAGAACAUGUUCAUGUACAAAAUUUACGUCAAAUUAUUCAAGCAUAUGAAUUAACAUUAUCUAGAGAUCAAGUGAAUGCAUGUAUUCAACGAAUUAACGCCUUGAAACGAGCAUUGAAAAAACUUGAAGAAAAACGAAAUAAUAAUGCAAGUAUUUUAAGUCAAGAUGAAUUGUUAGAGAUGGAUUAUCGUAUUGAAGAUUAUUAUCAUGAAAUUAGUUUAAUGCGUCGUGCAAGAAAUCAUGCUGAAGCCUAUGAAAAAGGAUUAUUAACUUCAGCUCUUCGUGCAUGGAAACGUGUUAAAGAAGCAAGACAAACUAGUGGUUGUACAAAUACUACUGUUCGAUUAAAAAUCACUAAACAAAUAACAAAUGUAGAACAAGAUCAAGCAGAUUGGAAUCAAGAAUUAGAUGAUAUUGUCAAUGAAGCAAAACAUGAAUAUGAUGUACAAUUUAAAAUAGAACAAAAAAAAUAUGAAGAAGAAUUAGCAAUAUACAAAAAAGAGAAAAAACAACAGGAUGCUGCUCUUAGAAGACAACGCUUACGUGAAUCAGGCCAGAUAGACGGUGAUUGGGAGGAUAAUGCUGAACUUGAACGUGAAGAUACACAAUGUUUAGCACAGAAAACCAGAAAAAAUCCACCAAUUAUACCAAAAUCAUUUAAUGCUCAAGUGAUUCGAGAUGAAACAGAAAUGAAUUUAAGAAAAUUUAGACGUUUACCAAAUGAACCAAAAAUUACAGUUAGUUUAGUUGAUGAUUCAACAAUAUCAUCAAACAAUGAAUGUUCAAGAGCUGAAAUUAAUCGUCGUUUAAAAUUACUUGAAUAUACUUAUUUUAUCAAAUUGUAUUAUAAUCGUAAAUUAGUUGAAACUAGUCAACCACAAUUAUUAACUCAUAACUUUACACUUAAUUUCAAUUGGAUUCUACCUAUACAAAUACGUAAUCAACCAGAAUCUAUUGUAGCCAAAUUAUUUGAGAAACAUGGUUGGACCUCACAUCAAAUAGCAGAAUUUCAUAUUGGAUUGCCAAAUUAUACAGAUAUACAAAAUACAUCUAUACAACAGAUGAAUAGAUCAUCUGAAUUAGAUUUACAACAUUUACGAUUCAUUGUAACAACUGGAUCAUCGUUUAAACUUGAUCAAAGUAAAUCAAACCAAAAACAAUCUAGUUUAUCAUCAUCAUCAUCAUCAUCAUCGUCGUCGUUUGUUGGUAGACAACCAAAGAUUCUGUUAGAAGAUUUAGAUGGUUCUGGUGAGAAAAUAGUAUGUAUACCAAUAACUGGAACAUUAUUUGCUACAACUAAAUGGAUAUCUAUCAAUUCAUCAUUGAUUAAUGAUAUGGAUAUUGAAGCAUGUAUUGGAUAUCCAGACAGAUCUCUGUAUCCUCAAGGAUCAAUGAAGAGACAUGUUACAGACUUGCAAUCAUUAAUUUAUCCAACUACAUCCUAUUUACAACCAACACAGUUAUUUCAAUCCAAUCCAUUAUUCUUAAACGAUACAAGUAAAGAUGAUGACAAACCAUGUUAUAGCACUUCAAUACUUGAUCCGAAUAAUACAAUGGAUGCUAAAUUGUUAAAUUUAAUACAAACUGCAACAGGAACUCAUCUUUUACCAAAUCAUCAAUUACAGAUGACAUCUUAUCCAGAAGUAUUAUAUCAUACAAGAGCUAGUGGAGUUAAUUAUUUUCAAUUAAACUUCUUAACGGAAUGUUUUGAUUUUUGUACGGAUGAUGAUUUAGAUAAAUCUAAACGGAUACGUUUAAUUCAAUUAAGACAAAAGCAAAUACCAGGUUUUCAAAAUAUUAUUAUACCGACAUUUGCAAAACAAAUUCCUGAUGAAAUAUUUGAUCCAUUGAAUGAGAAGAAGGAUCCAGACGAUGUACAUGAUGUACUCUCUAAAGGGAUGAAAGCAUAUAAACAAAAGCGUAAAGUAUAUCUUGAAAAAAUUAAAUUAGAAGUUAAUCAACACUUUCAAGAUAUAUUAAAUAAGAAAUCACUUCGUGAAAUUGUCAUUGAAGAAGAGAUACCGAAUAUUUUAUUCCUAUUGCCAUUUUUCAAAAGAUUAUUACAACCUAAACGUCCAUUAAGACCUAGAUAUGAAGAACGUCGACGUAUUGGUGCACAAUAUGUUCAAAAUUCUAGUCUUGAACUAAUAGUUACAAUACAUGGUGCUUAUAACUUACCAAAUCGAUGUACGAAACGAAUAGAUCAAUCAAAUUAUCGUAAUAAAACUGACAAUAUAAAUGAUCUUUUGAAACCAUUUGCUGUUAUUAAAUUUCAACAGAAUAAACAAUCAACUAAUUCAUCAGAAGGUAGAAAUCCUAGUUGGAAUACGGAAUUUCGAUUUCCUUUCUAUUUACCAUUGGAUAAUCCAAAAUUAGAAAAUAUGAAAGAUCCUAUUAUUAUUAAUAUAUAUGAUCAAGUCAUUUUCAAUCAAACAGAUUCAAAUCAAAAUGAAUCAUCUCAUUAUAUACAACAUAUAGAACAUCGUUUAAUUGGUUCAACUGAAAUACCUUUAUCAACUGUUUAUUUAAAUACUAAGAUUAGUGGUAAAAUCAAUUUGUCAAUCCCAUUAAUUUUACAAGGAUAUGAAACAAUUAAUCUUGUAAAAUCAUCCAUUAGACCAAUGAUUGAUAUUUUAAUGACAUUGGAACCAUCUAUUUACCCACCAACACCAUUAAUUGAUACGUUUAUCUCAAUUGAAUCACUUGAAGUGCAAACAAGUUUAUCAAAAUGGUAUCAGAAAUUAUCAAAGCAUAAAUUUAUGACUGAAAGACAAUUUAAACCAUUAGUAAUGAAUUCAGAUUGUCAAGAAAUAUUAAUGACACGUUUUUUGACUCCACUUAAUCCUCCAGAGGAAUUUCUACCAGGAACAAAGACCGGUUUCAGCAUUUCAGAAUCUAUGUUACGCUUAGCCCGUUAUGUAUCACUGAUUCCUUAUGAAUCUGAUAUUGCAUCAUUUCCCGGUUUAGUACAAGUUUGGUGUACAUGUGAUCAAUUUUUAAGUAUGUUAUGCGGUGAUGAAGAAGAGCAUGCAGUAUUAUUAGCAUGUUAUUUUAUGUACAUAUUCAAAUAUAGUACAAUGGAUAAUAGUGAUGGUGAAACAACAACAAUCAUAAAUGAUAAGUCAUUAAAUCAAUCUAUUAAUAAAUCAAUGAAUUCAAUUUAUUUAUGUAUUGGUGAAGCUAUUCCCGAAGGUCGUACUGUUUAUAUAUUGACUGAAGAUUAUAUAUCAAAUAAACAAAUGACCAAUCUUAUUGGUUGGCGUUUAUGGAAUCCUGUAACUGGUCAACAUUAUUCAGUUCAUGAUGUGAAUAAUCCAUUACGUUCUGUUUGGGGAUUAGUUAAUUCUGAGAAUAUUUUAGCUAAUAUUCAACCAAAACAAGAACCAUGGGAAUUAGUUUGGGAUUUAAGUUCGAAAAAACAUUGGUUACCUGUUUUUAAUAAAACAGUAUUGAUAAACAAUAAAGAUGAUACUAAAAGUUGUGGGAUUACAAAUUUACCAAAAACGAUACAACCGGAAAAAUUAAUUUAUAGACAUUUAGAACAACAUGAAGUGGAUUAUAUUAAAUUUGAAUUAGAAACUGUAUUAAGAGAUGCAUUAAUGGAUUGGCGUAAAACAAAAAUAACAAGGCUCAAUUAUGAAUUUAUGAAAGACUUUAAUAAAAUGCUUGAAAAUUUAGAGAAAAAUAAUGGUGCAUACUAUGACGGAUUAAAUCAAUUACUUGAUCGAAUUUCUAAUAAAUAUUAUAUUUAUGGAUUCCCAAUGAAUUUCACAUAUAUGGAACCUGAUGAAAUUAUUGCCAGAGUAAAAUCAAAAGGAAUUCAUGAAUUAAUUGGUAAUGAAUUCAUAACAACAUCUAAUAUUAUGGAUCGAAGUCAGUCAAUACAACAAAGAAGUUCCGUGAUGGAUUUUUCAAAAACUACAUUACAUAGUGUAACGGAUUCAGUAUUUAGUUCAAAACCAUCAUUAACUUCAUUACGAUUAUUACAAUCAGAUUCAAUAAAUGUUCAAUUUGCAUUAAAUGUCUAUGUGAAAGCUUAUCCAGGACCAGUUCUAUCUAUAUGGAUAUAUAUGGCUGCAUUAUGGCGACGUACUAUAACAGAGUUAUCAUAGUACCACAAUAAGAAGAAGAAGAAGAAGAAGAAGAAAAAUCCCAGUUUCUAAUGGAUAAUACUUCAGCAUUUCAUAAUUUUGUAAUAAACCUACACAUGUUUACCUUGAACUAAUACUAAUACGUGAAAAAUCGUUCUUGUAAAGUAAUAAACGUAAGAAAUAAAACUUAAUAUAG
Molecule: messenger RNA, 5801 nt
Organism: Schistosoma curassoni
Lineage: Eukaryota; Metazoa; Platyhelminthes; Trematoda; Strigeidida; Schistosomatidae
Source: the annotation of a GenBank genome assembly